UCGCCUUGCCACCCUAACCCUAACCCUUUAAGACCAGCUUUUGUGACAAACUAUUACAAUAUUUCUCUCUUCCAGGAAAGGAAAGAAUCCUCUGGCUAGCUGGAACCACCAGUCCUCCCUCUCUGGUGGCCGUGGCCUCCAGCCAAGUGGUACCAAGCAACAAUCUGUUGACUUUGUAGACUCAAGAACUUGCAUCUGUGCAUCUCGUCUCUCCAAAUUCCAGCUGUCUUGGUCCUGAGGAUGAGGACAGAGCAAGGCCUGGACCCCUUGCCUGCAAGUCCAGCAUUGAGAGACAUGCUGGAACAGGAAGAGAAAAUGUGUGAACCGGAUGUGGUAGGUCUCCAAAUGGCACCCCAGGUCUCCCUUGCCUUCCACGCUGGGAAUAGCAGGAAAUCCCGGGAAAGAAAGGGAGCAGCCAUCUUGGAUGAGGAGAAUGCGAUCCACUUGGACCCGCCCCAGGAUCAGAUGCAAAGCCGGGAGUGGCAGAGGCAGAGGCUGCCAGGAGGUUCCUUCCUGGAGAAAGUAGAAGAAGAUCAGGGACCGGUGACCUUCGAGGAAGUGGCCGUGCGCUUCACCCGGGGGGAGUGGGGGAUGCUGGACCCGGAGCAGCGGGCACUCUACCGGGAGGUCAUGGUGGAGAACUACGGGACGCUGGCCUCUCUGGAAGAGCCUCCAGUUGCCAAGCCUGAUCUCAUCUCCUGGUUGGAAGACAAAGAAGAGAUAUAUAGACCAAGCUCUGAAGAAGGAAAUGGGAAGAGAGCAGGUGACACCUGGGGGAAUGAUGGCAGCAAUAGACCGGUUGGGGUAGUGCCCGAUGAAGGGAUGGGCAAAGAUGCGGAAGAAGGUCUGUGGAAUCAGAGAGGGGAAGAGGAACAAGGAAAGAACCAGCCAACCGGGAUGUGGCCAAAGGAAGCAGCAGAUGAUGAGACGGUAGCUGGAACCGACAGCGAGACAAGUGGGGGCCUUGUGUCCAAAGAACCCCUACAGGCUUUGCCAGGAGGGUCACAAGCAACAAUUCCCUUUGUGAUGGAGACAGCUGAGAGUGAUGUCUGGGAAAGCGGAAGUGAUUGGGAACCUUGUGGGGUAUUGUCAGAAGAUACGGAGGAUGAGGACAUGAAAAGCCACUCUGGGAACCCAAAAGGGCCAGAGAGGAAUGAAGAAGCCCAGGCUGAGGAGUGGCUAAAUAGAGACAAUUCCCAGGGAAGCAACUACAGUGGAAUGCCGGUGCAACAAAAAAUCUACAAGGGCAAGAGGAAGAACCAGUGCAAAGUUUGUGGGAAAAGUUUCACUCGGAAGGCAAGCCUUAAAGUUCACCAGAGAAUCCACACGGGGGAGAAGCCCUAUAAAUGCACCGUCUGCAGCAAGGGCUUUUGCGACAAAACCAGCUUUCUUCGCCACCAGAGGAUCCACACCGGGGAGAAACCGUACAAAUGCCCAGAAUGCGGAAAGAGUUUUAAUCGGACCACGAACCUGAUUACCCAUCAAAAAACGCACGUGGAAAGCAGAGAGAAGACCUUUCACUGCUCCAGCUGCAGCAAAAGCUUUUACAACAAGUACAGCCUGAAGACCCACUGGCGAAGCCACACGGGGGAGAAGCCCUAUAAAUGCUCCAGCUGCAGCAAGAGCUUCUGCGAUAAGUCCAACCUGGAGGCUCACUGGCGCGUGCACACCGGGGAGAGGCCUUUUGAGUGUUCGGAGUGCGGGAAGAGCUUCAGCGACCGCAGAACCCUCCUUCGCCACCAGAGGAUCCACACGGGGGAGAAGCCAUACAAAUGCACCGAGUGCGGGAAGAGCUUUAAUGACCUCGCCACACUCCUCCGGCACCAGAAAAUCCACACGGGGGAGAAGCCCUAUCGGUGCACCGAGUGUGGGAAGAGCUUCAACCAAAGCUCGCAUCUCAUCCGACAUCAGAACACGCACGACGCCAAGCGCCAUAAAGCCUUGGAACCAAAGCGUGGGGCGAAGGCUUCCGUUGGGACCAAUAUCUUUUUGGAUAUUGGAAGCUUCGCCCAAGAGAGCUAUUACCAGUACGCUCACCCCACAGAGCCUUUUCACUGGCCCCUUUCGUCAUAUUCACCUUCCGCUGAGCCAGGAGAAGGAGGCAUGCCCAACCUGUGGACUAUUCAGGAGACAUCUGUGGGAGACCAAGCCAUCCUGGUCAUGAAAGAAUUCACAGAGGAGAGGACCUUGGCCCUGGCAUCGCAGGGCAGGCGGUUUAACCCUUGGAGCCCCGCUGCGGAGUGCAAGAGCGGUGACGUUUCUUCGGCUCGGGUGCCUGCGGUUAGCGGCGCUCGCCUCUUCCUCAGCUGCGUCCCCGCCGGCAGAGACGAAGAGGGAAACUACCAGAACGCCAAGGGGACAAGCAGCCAAGCCCCCAUCUGCGCCAGGGGACUCAUAGACCGUAGGGAGGAACAUAAUGCGCAGCUAUCUUUCAAAGAAGAGGGUACAAUUAUUUGUGGACUUAUUUGGCCUAGGAAUCCUUGUCACAGCAGCUUCGAGAAGCUCCCGUCAGCCUCAACAGGGACAUUUCCUCCACUAUAUGUGGACGUUGCCUUCUGUGAAACAUUAGCCACAAAAAUGGCUACUGAACUCAGGGCUGGGGGAGCUGCGUUUCUCUCGUUCCAGAAUGUUCUGGGACAUGGCGUGAACCCUACAAGGAAGACAGAGGAGGAAGCCCAAGUGAUGUCCCUCGAGGCUGAUGGGGAACGGAUGGUCCCUCGGGUCAUUCAGGUUGGGACCAUAGGAGAGUUUCUGGGCUGGAUGGCUCCUCAAGAGUUGACCCCAGGAUCAGAGGAGGGUUUGGCUCAGCGCUGGGAAGCCCAGUGGCAGGAAGUCUUGAAAGCAGUGCAGCCCCUUCCCGCUGGGUAUGGGACUCAACACCAGCCAAAGCCUUUUCCGUGGGACUCCUGCGAGUCCAUCACCAACACCAGCCAGUGGUCCAAUGGAGAAGGUGUUCCUCAAUUCUUGGUGGUGAACAAUGGAGAAUUUCCUCCUCGGGUUCUUUAUGGUCCAGAGGUUGGAGAAACCAGGCUGAUGAAGGACAUGGUUGUGGAAGAAGAAGCGCUCUUGACCGAGGCUCAGCGCCAACAUUUUAGGCAGUUCAGUUACCAGGAGGCUGAGGGCCCUCAAGAGGUUUGCAAGAAGCUCCGGGAAUUUUGCUGUCAAUGGCUGAUGCCGGAGAAGCACUCCAAAGAGCAGAUCCUGGAGCUGGUGAUCCUGGAGCAGUUCCUGGCUGUCCUACCUCCAGAGAUGCAGGGCUGGGUCAGGGGCCGUUGUCCUCAGGCUUGUUCCCAGGCAGUGGGACUUGCAGAAGAGUUCCUCAGGAGCCAGCAACAACAGAUUAAGGCACUGGAGCCAUGCGCAGCAGUGAUGAUGAUCUCCCCUGAGGCCGAAGAGUCCCUGGCAGGCUCCGGACCCAACAGCCACCUUUGUGGAGAAGCCGAGCUGAAGGACGGUCAGGAUCCCAACUCAGUGGCAGGUGAACAAACCAUGAGUGGGAACACCCUGGGGGCCUCUCAGCAAGGGGAUCCUGAGCUUCCAAUAUUGUUUGGAUCAUUAAUGGGGCAGUCAGGAUCCCUCAACAGCGGGGACGGGCUUGUGCGGAAGAACCAAACGGAGCCGGUCCAGAAAGGGGAGGAAGCGAGGCUCUGUAGCGAAGGGGUCUACGAGACUGUGGUCCGCCUGGAGGAACAUGGGCACUGGUGUCUCGAAUGCGGCGAAAGCUUUCAAGACGCCUUGCAGCUUCUGAAUCACCAGAGCACUCAUUCGGGCCGGAAGCGCCCCGAGUGCCCAGAAUGCGGGAAAAGUUUCCGGGACCUUUCGCACGUUCUCCGGCACCAAACUGUCCACACAGGAGAGAAACCCUUCGCUUGCUUCAAAUGCGGACAGAGUUUCACCCAGAAACCAGCUCUCAACAGACAUCUGAGAAAACAUGUUGAAAGCCAGAACGACCCAGGUUUCAUCACAAGCAUUAAACCCCCAAGGACUGAUAUGGGGGGUCGUAAGCGUCCAGAGUGCUUGGCGUGUGGGAAGAGUUUCCGGGAUGUUUCUCAGGUCCUUCGGCAUCAGACGGUCCAUACGGGAGAGAGGCCUUACAGCUGCCUUGAGUGCGGGCAAAGUUUCACCCAAAAACCAGCCCUCAAUAGGCACAAGAGAAAGCAUCUCAAAGGCGACCUCUACGAAGGAGACCAGGAACAGCACAUGAACCAUGAGAAUAGCCGUGUGGACUUGGUAGCCCCUUCCCACCCCUGGCCCCCUCAAACUUUCCCUGAGAACAGGGUUGGCCCCUUUGCCAGCAACUUGGGAAAGUGGGCGUUGAUGAAUCAGCAUCCCGAAGCUGUCUCUGGCGCGGUCCGGGAAGGCGAAACAGCAAGGAAAACCAUAAGCCGUAGGGGACAAAAGAAAUAUUGGUGCUUUAUCUGCAUCAAAGGCUUUCGGGACAAGGCAGAUUUGGUGAGGCACGACCGGAUCCACACGGGAGAGAAACCUUAUGCCUGCCUGGACUGCGGAAGGAAAUUCAGCUACACGUCCAGCUUGUACAAACACCAGCUGAUCCACAGGAGACCAGUGGGUCCAGAAGGGAACCGGUUCAGAGGCGGGUCCUCAGACUACAGUGCUGAUGACUUUUCAGCCAUCCGCACUCCUCCCUUGCCUUCCCUUGAUGGCAGCGGACGGUGGAGGAAUGGAGUGAAGCUGGAGGGAAGCGAAGAAAAACCACAUGGGGGGCCUUAUCGAUAGGAAAGGCCGCCAAGUGAUUGAGUGGCUUGGGUUUAGACUUUUCAGCCACGUAAUUCCAAGCGGUCGGCUUGGCCUCCCUCCUCCUGGUGCCUUUCAGAUGGAUUGGACUUCAGCAUCCAGGAAUCCUGGCUUGAGAAGGAAGGCUUGGCCAAUCAAAUGGUUUACAAAGUGAUUCAAACCAACUAGCUGAAUCCCAUCCCCGCAUGGGUGGGUGUGUAUACACACAAACUUGCACCACCACAGGUUGAUGUAUAUAUGUAUGUAGAGACGCUUUCUUAUCUUUGAACCAUAAUUAUAUUAUUAAUAAUAUUAUUUUAUGCACAAUAUCACUUCAA
This is a messenger RNA of Candoia aspera, 5072 nucleotides long. RefSeq lists its product as uncharacterized. The record is from RefSeq and is a predicted model, not a curated record. The transcript is spliced from 13 exons. Gene Ontology annotation, biological process: regulation of DNA-templated transcription. Lineage: Eukaryota; Metazoa; Chordata; Lepidosauria; Squamata; Candoiidae. The coding region runs from base 241 to 4737 and encodes 1498 amino acids.